This is a messenger RNA of Stereum hirsutum FP-91666 SS1, 1750 nucleotides long. Its product is annotated as glutamate 5-kinase. Gene Ontology annotation, cellular component: cytosol; cytoplasm. The transcript has 7 exons. Bases 115 to 1659 code for a protein of 514 amino acids. Lineage: Eukaryota; Fungi; Basidiomycota; Agaricomycetes; Russulales; Stereaceae. The record is from RefSeq and is a predicted model, not a curated record. Gene Ontology annotation, molecular function: ATP binding; glutamate 5-kinase activity; RNA binding.
CCUGCAUGCUAGCAUAGGAUCUUCCUGGGUUUCAAAAGUAUUUCUAGACUGUCACUAGACGGCGACGACAAAGCUGCACAUAGAACAAGAAAAAAUACCUUGUAAUCAGUCGAUAUGGCUCGCUCACGCCCGUGCACGAUUGUAAUAAAACUUGGAUCAUCUUCGAUCGUCCACGAAACCUCACAUCAACCACUCUUAUCCAUCCUUUCCUCUGUCGUCGAAGUUGUCGUUCGUCUCCGCUCUCAGGGCCACAAAGUCGUCCUCGUCUCCUCUGGUGCCAUCGCCGUCGGUCUCCAACGCAUGUCAAUGCCUUCAAAGCCGAAAUCUCUAUCUGGUAAACAGGCUCUGGCGGCGAUUGGUCAAGGAAGGUUGAUCGCAUUGUGGGACAAUCUGUUUGGACAGCUAGGGCAACCGAUUGCACAGGUGUUGUUGACGAGGGGUGAUAUUUCCGACAGAACAAGAUACCUCAAUGCGGUCAAUACCUUCAAGGAGCUGUUGACUAUGGGAGUCGUGCCGAUCGUCAACGAGAACGAUACGGUAUCCGUUAGCGAAAUUAAAUUCGGAGAUAACGACACCCUAUCCGCCAUAACCUCCUCCAUGAUCCACGCAGACUACCUCUUCCUCCUCACAGACGUCGACGGGCUCUAUACUUCUAAUCCACGCAAAGAUCCCUCCGCCAAACUUAUCGAAGUUGUCGCUUCGACAGCGGCUAUUCGGUCGCAAGUGAGCACAGAAACACUCGGAUCCUCCCUUGGCACCGGGGGGAUGGAAACCAAACUUAUAGCUUCAGAAAUCGCGACAGCCGCCGGCGUAUCGACCAUCAUCACCUCUUCCAAAAAUCCAUCCAACAUCUUCUCAAUCAUUCAAUACAACCAACAUCACCGAGAUUUACAUUCGGCCAAUAGUGUGCAUGGAGUAGGUGCGAUACACGAGCAGACACCGCUCGUCACGCCCGAAACUACGCGUCCUCCCACCCCUACUCUCACUCAUGCCUCUACUCCGACAUCGCACUCUCCAUCCGAAGAUCUCCCACGCCCCCCACAUACCCUCUUCCUCCCCUCCCCGCAUCCCCUCCGCGACCUUAAAUCAUGGACGACACACACACUGACACCGUCCGGCUCCGUCAUCAUCGAUCGGGGCGCGUACGAGGUCUUGGCGAGGAGAGAGUCGGGGGGACGGUUGUUGGCGGCGGGCGUUAGGGGCGUUAGGGGCAUUUGGGCGGGAGGUGUAGGGGUCAGGGUUUUAGUUCGGAAGGGCGAGGAUGGGAGUAGUAGGAGUAGGUCUGAGAGGAAGAUCAUUAUGGCUGGCAAUGGAGAUGCUGGUGAGGAGGAGGGUGAGGGAAGGAGUACACCGCAAGGAUUAUCGGAUGGAGACGCGGUUGUGGUGGAUCGGAGCCCGCCGGGUGUUGACGUUGUGGAUGAGGACAAGGAAGAGGCGGCGGCUGCAGAGGGGUCACAUCGGGAAAGCCAAAGGGAGGAGGAUGUUGAGACUGAGUUGAUUGAGGUGGGCAGAGGACUGGCGAAUUAUAAUUCGGCGCAGAUCGAGAAGGUCAUGGGGUUGAAUAGCUCCUUCCUGCCACAACUACUUGGUUAUGCAGAUUCGGAGUACGUGGUGGAGAAUAUCACUAUCAGGGUACCGCCGGAAGGUGUCACAUUGUAGACGCUUGUGUUUCUUUCUUCUUUGUCGGUUCCUGCCGCAGAGCAUCGCUGUUUCAAAUGUCAACGCGCCACUGUCGUUCUGCGACGGGUAA